Molecule: messenger RNA, 2409 nt
Organism: Paralichthys olivaceus (Japanese flounder)
Lineage: Eukaryota; Metazoa; Chordata; Actinopteri; Pleuronectiformes; Paralichthyidae
Source: RefSeq, a predicted model, not a curated record
AGAUGGGACCAGCAGCAGUGGAAACACAGCUGCCCUCCUGUGCCUGACAACAGCCUACAUUGUGCAUGGUCACUAUACAAAAUCAAAAUGUGGAUAUUCAUCGUUCACGCCACAGAGCCGAGAAACUGUGUAGUCUCAGCGGAGGGAGUCACAAGAGGCUGGCUGGAGAGCAUUUUCCCUCACAACAUUUCUGUCCACGACAUCUCUGUGUCAUCCCCAAGUCACAGCUGCCCUGUGGUUAAUGAUUCUGCAGCUCUGCAUGUGCAAAAGCCUCAGGGAUCAACAGCGUCACCGGACUCCCCCUGUGACAAGUGUUUCAGCUGUGAAGUCUAUGUGAAUGUGGAUCCUGCUGCCAGCGUAGAAGCAGUUCAGGCAGAAAUUACUGCACUGCUGAGUUUGACCUUCUCUAACAACUUCCUCAAUCUGUCAGCUGACCCGAACAGCAUCAUGGUACUUCCUGUGGAGUCAUUCCCUGUGGUAACAGAACCACCAACAGCUGUCAGUACUGCUGCAACUACAUCAGAAACAGGUCCAACUCAAAGUCGACCUGCUGAACCCGCUAAUGUGUCGACAACAGGAGAUCCUUCAGAUCGCAAUUUGACUGGCGUUGGACCAGAUACAUUCUUCAGAGUAAAUGUGACGGUAAAGAUUGCUGGCCCCACGAAUCCAAAGGAUAUCAUUAAGAAAUGGGUGAAAGAAUCACUGGAGGUGAAUGGCACCAUGAUUGUACUAAAUCUCAUCAUGAAGGAGAAAGUUGACUGGAACAUGGCUCAAAACAAUAAACUAAAGACUUCGUACCACCAACAAAAACAAUAUUACUGUGCCUUCCAUGUUCGGGAAUACAAAAUCAACAGUGUUGCUGAAAUCAUAACUUUCAUUCAUUCUGCACUGACGUCAAAGCAUGAAAUAGACUCCGUUAUUAUUGAAGCAGUGGACGUGGCGAUAAAGCAAAUAUUGCCAGAAAACUGUUUAGAAGAAACCACAGUGACGAUCUAUGGAGAAUAUAUUUGGCCUGAAUCAUUUCCACAAGACAGCCAAGAGAUGGGUUGCAGAAAACCUAAGUUUGAAAAAGCUUACAGGCUUUGCAAGUUAGACAUUGAAACUGACAUGACCAGCUGGGCUGAGCCUGAUAUGAGAAACUGCAAACAACUUGUGUCCAUCUCAGACCUCAGCAAUAUCACGGUCACCACUGAUAACGCUGCUGAGGUGGUGGGCAUUGUUCGGGACCUGGUGGAUGUCCAGUUAAGUAACAGUUCUGAGCUCUCAUCUUUCGAGCUGGAUUCAGUGGUGGAGAAGCUCAAUAAAGUGGUUGAUAUCAGCUUCAUCCAACCUGCUGUUGGUGCUGAUAUUGUCAACGUCAUCGCUAAUAUCCUGCUCUCUGAAACCAACGUCACACCAGUGGCUACAGCAGUCCUCAAACUGACGGACAAAAUGGGGGACAAUAUGUAUUUCAUUGAUGAAUCUGUGAGUGUAAACGCUCCCUCAAUGGCACUUUCCAUGAUGAACGUAGAUGGAGAUGGAUUCAAGGGCCUCACCUUUGGUGUGUCCUCAGUUUUAUCUCUCCUGGAUCUGAAGACUUUUUUCAUGUGGGAUUUUGUGGGUGAACCACUUCCAGACACAGAUGCAACCAUCUCUCUGCCCUCUGAGCUCCAAAACUGUUUCACAAGAAACACAACUCGUGUUCAGUUUCAGUUCCAUGGAACAAAUGAGCUUUUUCAGGACACCACCAGUGCAACUCAGAGCAGGUGGACGUUGAACUCUUAUAUAGUAUCUGCCAGUAUCAAUGACACUGACGUCAGCAACCUGAGUGAUCGAGUACUGGUGACACUCAGCCAUCACAAACCCAAACAGCCAGACGACAGGGUGCAGUGUAUGUUUUGGGAUUUCGGGAAGAAUGGUGGACUGGGUGGUUGGAACAGCAGUGGUUGUGAAACCCGGAAUAUUUCUCCUCAUCAGACCAGCUGUCUCUGCGAUCACCUCACACACUUCGCUGUGCUCCUGGAUGUGUCCAGAACUCCCAUCAGUGAGGCCGACAGUCACAUUCUGACUAUGAUUUCAUAUCUUGGAUGUGGGAUAUCCUCCAUCUUUCUGGGUAUCACUCUACUCACCUACCUGGCAUUUGAGAAGCUGCGUCGGGACUACCCGUCUAAGAUCCUCAUCAAUCUGUCAGCUGCUCUGCUGGGGCUGAGCAUGCUCUUCCUCCUGGACUCCUGGUUCUCAUCCUUCUCUAACUACGGUCUGUGCAUCGCCACCGCUGCAACGCUGCACUACUUCCUGCUGGCCUCGUUCACCUGGAUGGGCCUUGAGGCGGUAAACAUGUACCUCGCCCUGGUCAAGGUCUUCAACAUCUAUGUUCCCUCAUACAUCCUGAAGUUCUGCGCUGUAGGAUGGGGUAAGGCAGAGCACUGA